AUGGGGAAUCCAAAUCUCGCCAGCAGCCAAACCGAAGAAAAGCAAUCUAUUCCACCUCCGUACUCUCCGCCUGACCCUACACCAGCCAAUCAAGCAAACAUAUCAACCAGUGCAUCUCGCAAUGGGUCUAUCCGACCUGGGGACACAGUUGCCGCGGAUGAAUGCAUCAUCCAUCUAAAACUUCUGUCUACGAUUGCCAAUCUCCGGAAGUUCAUCAAAGGAACCGACAGGCUCUUCGGAAUACACGACAGCGAAGCCAAGAACUUUUCCGAUCCCCGCAAACAAUCUCAAGCGGUGACUCGCCUCGAGGAAAAGCGAUGGGCUGUCUAUGUGGCUCGCGCCGUCGACCGAUUUACCGUUUGGUGGCAGACUUGUCUGCCGAAUCUCGAUACUCGCAAUAUUUCGUCGCUGAGUAAGUCGGAGGCUAAGAUAGCAUGGCCUGCAAGCAUGAUGCCUCCGCUUGAUGUCCUCAUGGUCUGGCACGCGUACAUGCUGAACCCACGAGCCUUUCUCGAAGAUUGUCUCCGUCAGUCAAAGAUGAGCGUCUGGGCCACAGGGAUGCCCUGGGAAGCUGUAAAUGCUUCCAUCGAUGACGAGACGUUCGACUUCUACCCAGGCAAAGAAUCAAAGAUCAAUUUCGAGACUCAAACCGGUCUCCACUGGAAUAAUCUUGCAGACAGCCCGACAAAAUCUUUACUGUGCUCGAAUUGCAAGCAUGAAAUCUCCAUCAUCUGGACAGAAGGAGGAUUAGGGUGUGAUCCAGAUGUCGCAUUCGCACAUUGCACUGGAUACGCCGACAAAUCUCUGCGAUAUACAUGCCCAACAUGCAAAUUCAGGACGACACAUGAUACCCUUUGCAUCCAAAAGUUCCGCAAUGACUUGCAGAAACUCUUGAAGGAUGAUACGCCUAUGCCCGGCACGCUUCUAUCUGCAACUGGGACGGCAAUCGGUGAUGAGGACGAGAGAGAUUACGGUGUCUCCUUCCCGAAUCGACUGAUCAAGGAUGGAAUCAGAAGCGAGCUUUUACAGGCGACGGAUCUCACUCAGCAUGAAAGUACAAUUCUCGAAAACAUCCGAGACCGACUUGAGGGCCAUUUGAAGGAUAGAUCAUUAAUUCGCCGCGUGAACAAGUCGACGCUGGUUCCGCGCAAUUCGAAUAAUUCGGAAAGAAUAUCUCUUCGCAACAUGCUGUCUCGAUAUUGGGAGAAUCCUUCCCCCUUCGCUAUCAACCUGAUUGGAGCCGUGAUUCGCCAGGGAACAUUUUUGGAGAAAAUGGAUCAGAUCGGCUGGAUCAGGUUAUCCACCGUGAGGUCGACUAUGGACCACUUCAUUAAGAAGUAUGGCGUCUUUUUCCAAAUCAUAUCCAAAAACAAAGGACACGCAGUUGUCCCUACCCUCGACGUCGACCUGAUAUGGCACACACAUCAGCUUUCACCGGCUCGUUACUACUCAUUCUCUACGACACUAACAGAAGGCAUAUUCAUCAAUCACGACGACAAAGUCGACGAGUACAAACUCAACGACGCAUUCGCGUGGACCUCAAAACAGUACCAGAAACUUACAGGUGGCCAAGUCUACUCUGAAUGCAUCUGCUGGUACUGUUCUGCAGUACGCGAGGCCCAUACCGAGGGACUCUCUCGGCUGAUGUCUUCGAGUGCAAGUCAAGCAAAAGCCAACGCGGCUCUUCUUCAUGAGAAGGCCGGGAACAACACGCCGCAUAUUUCUUCGCAUAAUGCAGUUCGCAUCCAAGCGCAGAUCGAUCCCAAGGUGAUCGAGGCUCAGAAUGCAAAGUUGAAAUCAAACUGGGAGAAGGCGCAGAAGAGGUCACGUCAUUCCGGUAAUGAUGGUGAUAUGACUGGGAAGCCUUAUACGAGGGACUCGAAUAUUCACCCUGAGAGUUAUCCCUGCAACCCAGUUUGUGUGUCUACCACUUCAGGGGCAGUGGGUGACUGUAUUAGUGGGACGUAUGGUGCUGGAAUUGAGCAGGGUGCUUGUUUGAGUGGGCCUGUGGCGGCUCAAACUCGGGGGAGAGGGAAAAGUUUCUGUGCUGGUAUUGCAGGUUGCGGGAUGAAUCUCUAG
Molecule: messenger RNA, 2079 nt
Organism: Penicillium argentinense
Lineage: Eukaryota; Fungi; Ascomycota; Eurotiomycetes; Eurotiales; Aspergillaceae
Exons: 2
Coding region: 1-2079 (692 amino acids)
Source: RefSeq, a predicted model, not a curated record